AUGUUUCGCUCGCGUGGCUACCUGCGGCUUUCUGGUGGCGCCGCCUCAGAGUCCUCGUCAUCUACCUCCCCAGAACGCGUGGUCGACGAUGAUACGGAUUUCUUUAUCCAGGCGAACGAUUCGCAGUCCUCUGUCGGUGUUGGAAAUCUGCGGGACCUACGAGUCGAUGGCCGAGAUGUCACGCUUCCGCCUAUUUCUCGGCUACCUCCUGAGCUCCUUAUUGCCAUUUUUGCGAAACUUUCGUCCCCUGCGGAUAUGCUGAACUGUAUGACGGUUUGCCAGAGAUGGGCAUCACACUGUGUGGGUUUGCUGUGGCAUCGACCAUCGUGUAAUACAUGGGAGAAUUUGAAGAAAGUCGCCGGUGCCAUCAGCACGCCGGAUAGCUAUUUUCCAUACUACGAUCUGGUUAAACGGCUGAAUCUUUCGUCCUUGAGCUCCAAGGUCAACGAUGGCACAAUAAUCUCGUUUGUCCAGUGUAAAAGAAUUGAAAGACUAACGUUGACAAACUGCCUCCUGUUAACUGACACUGGAGUCUCUGAUCUUGUUGAUGGGAAUCGUCAUCUUCAAGCACUAGAUGUCUCAGACUUGAAGAGCCUCACGGACCAUACGCUUCUAAUCGUUGGUCGGAAUUGCCCUAGACUCCAAGGUUUGAAUGUGACUGGUUGUGAGAAAAUAACCGACGACUCACUUGUAUCGCUCGCUCGGAAUUGCCAUCAGAUUAAAAGAUUAAAACUGAACGGCGUCCAUCAAGUCACCGAUCGAGCGAUUGCAGCGUUUGCUGAAAAUUGUCCUUCGAUGCUUGAGAUCGACCUUCAUGGCUGUAAGCUGAUAACGAACACGGCUGUAACCCACCUUCUGUCGACCCUUCGGUAUCUCCGAGAGCUACGGCUUGCUCAUUGCGUCGGCAUUACCGAUGACGCAUUCCUGAAUUUGCCGGACGGAAUAGUAUUUGAUAGCCUUCGCAUCUUAGAUCUAACCGCUUGUGAAAGUGUGGGAGAUAGCGCGGUUGAGAAGAUCAUCAAUUCGGCCCCGAGAUUACGAAAUCUUGUUUUGGCCAAGUGCAGGUUCAUCACCGACCGUGCAGUUCAAGCGAUUUGCCGGUUGGGCAGGAACAUACACUAUGUUCACCUCGGUCACUGCUCUAAUAUUAGCGACGCUGCAGUUAUUCAACUUGUCAAAUCAUGCAACCGUAUCCGAUACAUAGAUUUAGCCUGUUGCCACAGAUUGACCGAUGAGAGCGUGCAGCAAUUAGCAACGCUACCGAAACUACGAAGAAUAGGCCUGGUCAAGUGUCAGGCGAUUACUGACCGAAGUAUCAAUGCAUUGGCCAAGCCACGCAUUCCCCAGCAUCCAUUAGUCAGUUCUCUGGAACGGGUGCACUUGAGCUAUUGCGUUAAUCUUACUACUGACGGGAUUCAUGAGUUACUUAAUCACUGCCCUCGGCUUACACACCUCAGUUUGACUGGAGUUCAUGCAUUUCUGCGAGAAGAGCUAACUACUUUUUGCCGAGAACCUCCUGCCGAAUUUACUGCACAGCAAAGGGAAGUUUUUUGUGUUUUUAGUGGUGCAGGGGUUAAACGACUCAGAGACUUCUUAAAUCAAACGGCAACAGCUUACCAUCGUGAAUUGGAGCUGGAAGAAGGAACGAUGUUUGAUGAUGCUGAGGAACUUGAUGAGGAAGAAGGUCAAGUCACCGGCCUUAUGAAUGCCACCGUUCUUAAUGACGACGAUACCGAAAGCCCCGAAGAAACAGUACCUCCUACGCAAAGCUAG
Molecule: messenger RNA, 1773 nt
Organism: Ophidiomyces ophidiicola
Lineage: Eukaryota; Fungi; Ascomycota; Eurotiomycetes; Onygenales; Onygenaceae
Gene: GRR1
Product: SCF ubiquitin ligase complex subunit
Exons: 3
Coding region: 1-1773 (590 amino acids)
Biological process (GO): SCF-dependent proteasomal ubiquitin-dependent protein catabolic process
Cellular component (GO): SCF ubiquitin ligase complex
Molecular function (GO): protein binding
Source: RefSeq, a predicted model, not a curated record